This is a messenger RNA of Closterium sp. Naga37s-1, 576 nucleotides long. The record is from the annotation of a GenBank genome assembly. NCBI's taxonomy places the organism in Eukaryota, Viridiplantae, Streptophyta, Zygnematophyceae, Desmidiales, Closteriaceae.
AUGUUUUCCUUUGUGGGUUUAGGUGCGCUCCAUCGGCAUCAGGUGCGCUCCAUCGGCAUCAGGUGCGCUCCAUCGGCAUCAGGUGCGCUCCAUCGGCAUCAGGUGCGCUCCAUCGGCAUCAGCAACUACGACGUGUAUCUGACGCGCGACUGUCUGGCGUACAGCAGCGCAGUGAGGCCAGCAGUGAACCAGGUGGAGACGCACCCCUACUUCCAGCGCGCCUCGCUGCUGUGCUUCUGCUCCAAGCACGGCGUCACCCUCACUGCCCACACGCCCCUGGGCGGCGGCGCUGCCAACGAGGAGCUCUUCAAGUCCAAGUCCCCGCUCUCCGACCCCGUUGUGCUCGAGCUGGCUGCAAAGCACAACAAGACAGCGGCGCAGGUGGUGUUGCGGUGGGGAGUGCAGCGCAACACGGUGGUGAUACCCAAGUCCAACCGAGUGGAGCGCCUGGCGGAGAACAUAGCCAUCUUUGACUUUGAGCUCGAUGCUGGCGGCAUGGCCCGGAUGGAGGGCCUUGACGCAAAAGCUAGGAGCAACAACCCGACUCCCUUUUGGGGCAUCGAUUUGUAUGCUUAG